AUGGGGAUGCAGCGAUGGGGUGCUGAUGGACCUCACAUACGGAAGAAAAGACUGCCCGUGUAUUUGGUGAAGUUUCGACAGAUGGCAGGGCAAAAACCAAGACCAUUCGAGGAAACGGAACUUGACGUUAUAAGUAUAGCGCAAGCGGUUACAUGUGCGGAUGAGGAUGACGCAGUGACCAGUAAAACCCCAGGCCGGCUGCUGCAGCUGAAGCUCAGCCCCAUAGCUGAGCACGAGCAUGAGCCGAGCCAGGCCUGGCACCACACCACUACCACUGCCACCACCGUCACCAACACUGCCACCAACACCACCACUGCCACCACCACUGCCACCAGACAACCCACCGACUCUUCGUACUCCCUCUGCUCUGUGGACAAGUACAGCAGCAGCCGCCUCUCCUCCACUGCAGAGUCCUACACCACCCUACCACCUGACACCGGAGACGACUGUGCUGGGGUCGUGUUGGCCUGCCUCUUCUGUCGCUUCUAUGACCUCUGCCUUAUGCUGCCCAACUCCUGCGACUGGGCAGCCCAGCGCCUGUGCCCGUCCUACCAGCACUUCGCCAAGACCCGCGAGGCCGGCCACAGCGGCGGCAACGGCGACUGCAACUGCAAAUGCGACUUCGACUGUGGCCUGUUCGACGCCUGCCACGAGAGUGGGGAAUGCCUGGAAUUGGCUAUGGAGAUCUCCGAGGUGUGCUACCACUGAAGUGGACAGACAUGGCAGUCCUCCAACAGAGAGCACAUACAGACAGCAGCACAGCACAGCAGCAGGGGAAAGCAUGAUGUAUUAUACCAAAACUGCAUAUGACGCUAUUAUGCACUGAUGCAAUUACACUGGCUAUAAACGAGGGUAUCAAGCUAACCUGCUUACUGCUAUAAUGGGGGAAAGAGCAACUUGAACAUGCUUGUUCCAAGCACAAUGAAACUUCAAAUGGCUGUGUGUGAAUGAUGUCAUCCCAAUAUAUUUCAGUGUUACUGCACUGGAAAUAACCUGUAACUGAAAUAGUCUGAAACUUGGCUAGAGGAUAAUUAUUUGUUUCGUUGCUCGCACAAAAAAAAGGUACUUCAGGC
Alosa sapidissima (American shad) is the source of this 1073-nucleotide messenger RNA. RefSeq names its product MyoD family inhibitor domain containing 2 (gene mdfic2). Lineage: Eukaryota; Metazoa; Chordata; Actinopteri; Clupeiformes; Clupeidae. The coding region runs from base 1 to 708 and encodes 235 amino acids. The record is from RefSeq and is a predicted model, not a curated record. The transcript has 5 exons.